AUGGCGUCCGCACAAGAUCAAGAGCUUCUGCCAGACCAGACUGAGGGGUUCAAGGUGGGGGAGAAGAAGACCAUGGAUGAGUAUCAUAAGUUGGACGCCGACGAUGAAGCCAUGCAACGCUACAAGCAAUCCCUUGGGCUCGGGGGCUCAGGCAAAGAUCUCUCUGACCCAAACGACCCACGCCACUGUAUCAUCCUCUCCCUGACCAUGGACUCUGAAGGCCGUCCCCCAGUCACCAUCGACCUCGCUUCUUCCGGCUCCGAAAAGACGCUCAAAGAUAAACCGUUCAAGAUCAAGGAGGGAGUGAAGUUUAGCAUGACGGCGAAGUUUAAGGUGCAGCAUGAUGUUCUGAGUGGGUUGCAGUAUGUACAGGUGGUGAAGAGGAAGGGGAUUAGAGUUAGCAAGGACCAGGAAAUGAUUGGUUCUUAUGCGCCUAAUACCGACCAAACUCCUAUCUACACUAAACAAUUUGCCGAAGAAGACGCUCCAUCCGGGAUGCUAGCUCGAGGACAUUACACUGCUACAUCUUCAUUUGUCGACGACGACAAGAAACGACACUUGGAGUUUGAAUGGUCUUUUGAUAUCGCCAAAGACUGGUAA
Messenger RNA from Glarea lozoyensis ATCC 20868, 600 nucleotides. Its product is annotated as E set. The coding region runs from base 1 to 600 and encodes 199 amino acids. NCBI's taxonomy places the organism in Eukaryota, Fungi, Ascomycota, Leotiomycetes, Helotiales, Helotiaceae. Gene Ontology annotation, biological process: Rho protein signal transduction. Gene Ontology annotation, molecular function: Rho GDP-dissociation inhibitor activity; protein binding. Gene Ontology annotation, cellular component: cytosol; cytoplasm; membrane. The transcript has 4 exons. The record is from RefSeq and is a predicted model, not a curated record.